Messenger RNA from Theileria equi strain WA, 414 nucleotides. Its product is annotated as signal peptide containing protein. The transcript is spliced from 2 exons. Bases 1 to 414 code for a protein of 137 amino acids. The record is from RefSeq and is a predicted model, not a curated record. Lineage: Eukaryota; Apicomplexa; Aconoidasida; Piroplasmida; Theileriidae.
AUGAAGUUUAUUUCUCUGUUUUACUUUGCAUUCAUAGCAAAGCUUUGCAGUACAGGUUGUUGUGGAGGUGAAAACGGCGAAGCACUUGAUAUCUCUAAUCCCGAUUCGUCCAAAGUAGAUAUAAGGGAGGAAACUAGCAGAGGAAUAAAGUGGAAGGUCUUUAAGCCGAAGGAUGGUGUAACAAUUACCUCGUUCACAGAAGGAAGAGUAGAAAUAGGAAAGAUAAGCACACAUGGAGGCGCUACACCCGAAAAGUGCUAUGAAAAGGUUGAUGGAAAAUGGAAGGAAACUGGUCUUAAUGAUUUCUUCAAUAAACUAAAUGGAAUCAAGAAUGCAGUAAAACAAAAUGAAGGGCCGGUAAGUGCAGAACAAGGUGUUUCCAAGAAUUUAAAGCACCAACAUAACCCCGAAUAG